This is a messenger RNA of Anopheles stephensi (Asian malaria mosquito), 5130 nucleotides long. RefSeq names its product A disintegrin and metalloproteinase with thrombospondin motifs adt-1 (gene stl). Gene Ontology annotation, biological process: extracellular matrix organization; proteolysis. The record is from RefSeq and is a predicted model, not a curated record. Lineage: Eukaryota; Metazoa; Arthropoda; Insecta; Diptera; Culicidae. Gene Ontology annotation, cellular component: extracellular matrix. Bases 1746 to 4973 code for a protein of 1075 amino acids. The transcript has 13 exons. Gene Ontology annotation, molecular function: metalloendopeptidase activity.
ACUACCGUUCAGUAGUGACAAAUCUCUUUAUAGUGACUAUUUCUAAGUAGUCUCUUCGAAAGGGCCUCCUACAAGAUCGUAGAUCUAAGAAGACUUGAGAUAUCAUAAGCAUGUCUCUUCUUCUUCCUUGGCACUACCACCUCGAGAGGUCUCGGGCUGCCAUUUCUGGCUUUCUGUGACUUAAUUUUACCCGUAGUAAAGUUGUCAGCUCUACGUACGGGGAGACGGCCUGAAUGGGAUUUUAACAACGGUGCUGUCGUGUGAAGGCCGGCGCCGUUAUCGCCUCGGUUACCGGACCACCACAUAAGCAUGUACUGCCCCCGAAUUGGCCUUGUUCACCAACCGGUGUUGAGGAAAGUAGCGUUCGAAUCUCGACGACGCAUCGCCAAACCCUAACCACUCAGAAUGUGCUGCCCUUUAGCGUAAUGUUGACCGAAAAGACUCCAAAGUGUCCUCUCGUAGGGCCUCUUCCAACUGACGGCUGAGUAGUCAGUUUUACGUACGGAAAGACGGUUCCAAUGAGUUUUAAUAUUGGCCGAGAGGUCUUGAUAUACCCUUUUUCUAAUCUUUUGAUUGAUUAUACCUUUGAAGUCUUGCGUAAAGAGUCCGGACACUAUUCGAUACCCAAUACCGGCGCGGAUUUGCUAUAAAAUUUUCUUUAUUUUACGAUUCUCAAAUCGUAGUAAAAAUGUUAAGACCAAAUCUAACCAAAAAAAAAAAUCAUGGCAAAAAAGAUCAUCUGAUUCAUUCAUUCUCAACUUUCUCCAUAUAAUUUGGGCACAAAAAUAAUCUCAUUAUAUUUGCGCAAAAAAAAAAAGAAAACAAAACACAAACCAAUUCAAUCAGUGCCCACCCGAUCGAAGGCGAAGAGAACAUUAGUGCACUAACAUUGGAGCAUGAAACGCUGCUCAUCGCUCAAUUAGCAUUCCAACAGAACGACGAACCUCAAGCCCACCCCAAGCCUAGGGGGCCCACAUCGAAGCGAGAGCCGCGACCGGGACGGAAAAAUCUCUGCUUCCUCCAAAACACUGCCAAACGAUGGGCUGGCGCCUGGGAGCGUACUAAUCGCGUCGCUGGGGGAAGGGAUGCGCGCCAUGCUGUUGCUGUGGUGUUGUGGUCUAUGUUGGUUUUGCUGCAGCCAGCCAAGGGCUCGUCCGUACCUCGGGUCGGAACGUGGGCCUCAGUUAAAUGCAAACGGUCGAGGUGUUCAAACGCUCUGCGCUCUACGGCCGGUGUCGACCAAGUGGUUUGAGCUCGAGCGAUUUCAAACAAUAAUAAUUGUACGUUAAAUUGGGCUCAUCAUCAAACCACAACACUGUGCGCUGUGUGAGUGAGUGUGUGUGUGUGUUACUGUGAUUGUGGGCGCUGAUAGUGAGUGGGUGCGGGAGUAACGCACUUGUCAGAACAACAGCAACAACAUAUGCUCUCGCGUAAUCGGUGCAACCAUGUUGUCUUGCCGCGGAAAAGUCACUCAUGUAGAAUUUAAUCGCAUUAUGUAGCGCGCAUUGCGGAAGAGUGUGUUGCUUGUGCCUCUAGCUUGAGUGAAAUUAAAAUGAAGAUUGAGUAAUAACGACCCACCCAACGGUACCUGAAGGAGGAAAUCCUCUGCAGCUGCGUUUGUGUGUGCAGGCGCAGAAGGUGUAACAACAGAACAGGCUCCCGGUUCCCGAUGCCCGUUGCAGGCGCAACCGUGCCGAAACCCGAUAGAUGUCAUCGAAAUCCGAAAGCUAUGUGAAAAGUGAAAAAUGCAACGUCCACAAACACAACCGUUCCUCGCAGCCGUAGGAAGCGUUAGGCUGCAGAUCGUUGCACUGCUGGCGCUAAUCUUGAUAGUGGCACGCAACCCGGUCCGCUGUCUGCAUCUGGAGGUGGAAAAACUGAACCAUUUAGUGUUAGAUAAUGCAAAGAUCGAUGAAAGGAAUUUGCAUAAUUUUCUCGAGGAACAUGAACAACUGCUGCUGUUUGGUGAUCGCCGAACUGAUGAUUUCAAGAUUGUUAAUGUGCGGCAAAGAAAACGGGAAAGCAGGUCUGCAACACCAGGCAGCGGAUUUCUGCAGUUCAACAUAAGCAACGAUCGUGCGGACAGCUUCUCCCUGCGAUUGCAAAAGUCUGAUAUUUUAAUAGACGAAUCGUUUGCCUUCAUCGAAAGUUACGACAACACGACCCAGCUGUUGGACGAUUCCUACGAUCGGGUGCUUAAAUAUCGCGAUUGCUUUUACCGCAACGAGCGUGCCGCGUUCGAUCUGUGCGAGGGCAGCAUACGCGGUCUGAUACGAAGCAACGAAACCGACAUCGUCAUACAUCCACUGCCGGAACGAUUCGGCACCGGGGCCCAUGUAAUGUUAAAUAGGAACAGUACGCGAAGCACUGUAGGCAGCAGCUCCGGUGCAAACGCUACCAGCAUUAUGUUCGAACCAGAAAUGCACGAACCUACCCGAAGGCCAACCGCGGCCAUCUACAGACAAAAUCAACCGCGACCUAAGCGUCACGUCAGCUCAAACCAUAACACCAAAGUGCCGGAUGUGCUGCACAUCGAGACUGCAAUUUUCAUAGAUAAGGAUCUGUAUCGGCAUAUGUCGAAAAACUAUCCCAAAAACACCGAAGCCCACCUGAUACGGUUCGUGCUGGCGAUGAUCAACGGUGUGCAGUUGCUGUACAACCAUCCAUCGUUGGGCCACCCGAUAAACUUUAUUCUCAAGCGGCUAGAGAUCCUGCACAACGAUCCGAAGGAUCUGCGCCGGUCGAGCGAUAUCGACAUCUACCUGAACAGCUUCUGCGGCUGGCAGCGCAAAAUGAACCCCAUUUCCGACGCGGAUCCGGUACACUUUGACCACGCGGUCAUACUGACCGGGCUGGAUCUGUUUGUGGUGAGCAAGAACGGUAAGGUGAGCAAUCAGGUGGUUGGGCUGGCACCGGUUGCCGGCAUGUGUACGAUCACCUCCAGCUGCACCAUCAAUGAGGGAAAGCAUUUUGAGAGUGUUUUCGUUGUAGCGCACGAAAUUGGACACAACCUGGGAAUGCGCCAUGACACGUCGGACAAUAAUUGCGAUCCGAGUCUGUACAUAAUGUCACCGACGUUGGGCAGCGGCAAGAUAACGUGGUCAUCCUGCAGUCGCAAUUACUUGAACACGUUUCUGAAAACUACUCAGGCUACCUGUCUGUUCGAUCGAGGACACUACGGAUCGUCGCUUGAUCACGCCGGUGAGGGUAAGCUACCGGGUGAGCGCUUUGAUGCCGAUCAACAGUGUUUGCUAAAGUAUGGCAAAGAUAGUACGCGCUCCAAAUCGCAAGAUUUGGCCGACAUCUGUCGGGAUCUGCACUGUCAGCGGGAUCGUUACACGUGGACAUCACAUCCGGCGCUGGAAGGAACGAGCUGUGGAAAGUUGAUGUGGUGCAGAAGCGGAAUAUGUGUAUCGAAAAUUCCGGGCCUAACCAUACAUUCGACCGGCAAACAUAUUACCGCGUUUAAAACGAUCGACAAAAAAACCUUCCUAGAGGGGCUGAAAUUUGCCAGCCUGCGGCAGGACAUCUCGCGAACCAUCAACACGAUACCGACCUGGGACUCGUGGAGUGAACCGACCGAAUGUGUUUCCGGCUGCUUGUACGGUGACUCCGGUCGGUUGAAGGAAGGCAGCACCGGAUUGCGUCAGUUUACGAGAAAAUGUCUCGACAAACGCAAAAACUGUUCCGGAUUUAGUCGUAAAUAUGAGACGUGCAUCGCCAAACAGUGCUACAACAUCGCGCGAACCACGAUCCAGGAGUUUUCGAACCAGAUCUGCGAUCGGGCAAAGGAAUUCGAUUCCGACAUUAUCGGGUACGGGCUGCAGAAGGUAGCGGAAGAUCCCGAGGACUCUUGCAAAGUGUUUUGUGAAACUAAAACCGGCAUUCCGAAGACCAAAAGCUGGAUCUAUCCGGACGGUACCGCCUGCAAGGUGCAGCAGGGGGACUUUGACGAUAAGUACUACUGUGUCAGUGGGCGGUGUGAAAAGUUUAGCUGCAACAAUACCUCCAACAACUACUACCGCAUCGAUGGAACACUUUGCACCGAUGUGUACCAGUACACCGAGCGGAACGGUGGCAACAGCAUUCACCAGGAAAACGUGCGCGACUACAAAAGUCUGCCGUUGAACCACAACACCUAUCCAAAUGACCGGAAGGCGGAAAGUUCUACCAUUAGAGCAGCAAUAAGCAACUACACCGUUCGUAAGUCUUCGGUGGAAGGACCUGAAAGCGGAUACAACAGUAAGGCGGAAGGCGCGUACAACCGGUGGCGCGAGCGACCAUCCGAGCUCAACAGGUUGUCCGAGCUGCAAGGGCGCAAACAUAACUGGGAGGUGAAAUCGGGCUGUCAUUUUAGCUGCAUGGAGCGGGGCAAAGGAGUACAAAUCGUAUCCUCGACGGCCGGGACCAACACCAACAUUCAACUCUGCACCGCAAACACGAUUGCCUGUGACAAGGUGUUAUCAACGUACGAGUUCGCAACACAGCUGUGCAAACGGUAUCAACAGAAGGUGUCCGGUUUGUCGGGCAUCGGCAUGCAAAUUGCACCCAGCGUGGAGGAUCCGGAUCGGAGCUGUCGAGUCGCCUGUCAGGACACGUUCAUCAGGCAUCGGUUUUACCUCGUAAAUGGAGAGCAAGGACACUUUCCAUUCGGGACGCGUUGCAACCAUAACGAAUCGAAUCGUUAUUGCAUCAACGGCAAAUGCUUGCAUUUCGGCAACGAUGAUACGCCAGUGAACGAAUCGUACAACGCACUCCCGAACGUUCGUAUUAAAAGAUCCGCCUACAGAAGCAAACGACAUUACGAACACUUUACGCCAAUCAACAUUACCGAACGUAUCAGCCAAGAGUUUCUGGAGCAUUUAAUUGCCAACCUCGACUUUGCCCGGGCCGCCGCCACCGCCGCCAGCGAUAGCAAUGCCGUUUUGGAGGAGCACAUUGACUUGAAAAAUCCGGUCUACAUUGAUCCAUAGAAGCGCAACCCGGAACGUGAUAGGAAUAGGCGGGUGCACAUCUACAUUGGUCGGAGCCGACAACCUUUGUGGAGCUGUUUAUUUAUUGUCAAAUGCUUUUGUAAUGUAAUUUAUAUCCUGAAGUAUACCCGAAAUAAAACGACUACGUUUCAGUAAA